AUGCUGUCUCCGUCGUCUAUGAAGCCUUCCGCUCCAUCAGCAUCUCUUCUCCGGUUUCUGCGAUCACAAUCCGAUUCCUUUUUCUUCACAGCCAACCCAGCUACUUGCGGACGAUCUCUCAAUAAUGAUCCCCGGUCUCAUCAUCAGCACCACGCCUUCUCGCUAAGCAGGACGUCAGACUGGACAAGUAUAAACCCUGCGCCAUGCCGUGCGAGUCUAGAAUCAUGCCUCUUUCCGUUACCGGGGCUUUCGUCUAGAAAUCGCGGUACUACUGUACGAUGUCGGGCGUCGCUGGCUCAACGCUCUUCACCGAGUCCGUUCUCCCUCCCUAAUGCGCAGUUUUCACGCGCUUCGUCCACCAAGAGCAAGAGCUUGUGGCGUAGGCUCUUCGACUUCAAGCGAAACAAAACUGCCGAAUCGAAAUCAUAUCUCCGCCAGCCACCUGCAUUGAUUAAUGACGGAACAGAGGGAAGCUUUAAUAUUGGCCGCGGAUUAGUGGCAAAGGCCUCCAAUGAGCCGCGCCUGCGAUGUACCGAGUUCGACAGCACUGGAAAUGUUACUCUUGUAAAUGGCGAAUUCAAGAAGAGUGAGCUGAUUGCCAAGUAUGGUCUCCUACCUCGGGACUUGCGGAAAAUCGACUCGUCUACUCUGCCUCAUAUCCUAGUGCGACCGCGUGCCAUUCUUAUCAACCUCCUACACCUUCGAGUCUUGAUUAAGGCUGAUCGCGUUCUCGUUUUCGAUGCGUACGGAUCCACGGACUCAUACAUGCAAUCGCUAUUUGUGUAUGAUCUCGAAGGAAAGCUACAACAGAAACAAGGACAGACUACGGGUGCAUUGCCUUACGAAUUCCGAGCGCUGGAAGCGGUCUUGAUCAGUGUCACAAGUGGCCUGGAGGAGGAAUUCAAUGGUGUUAGAGAUCCGGUCGUGAGCGUGCUCAGAGCUCUGGAAGAGGACAUUGACCGCGACAAGCUUCGACAUCUGCUUAUCUACUCCAAGAAGCUCGGCACGUUCGAACAAAAGGCUCGCCUCGUGCGUGAUGCGAUCGACGACCUGCUGGAGGCAGACGACGACUUGGCCGCAAUGUAUCUUACUGAGAACUCGCAGGGUGUCCGACGCGAGGAACACGAACAUCAAGAAGUCGAGAUGCUACUCGAGUCGUACCACAAAGUUUGCGACGAAAUUGUGCAGGCCAGCGGCAACUUGGUGACCGGAAUUCGUAAUACCGAGGAAGUCGUCAAAGCCAUUCUGGACGCCAAUCGCAACUCCCUCAUGCUUCUUGACCUCAAAUUCAGCAUUGGAACUCUCGGACUCGCAACCGGAACCCUGUUCUCCGCACUUUACGGCAUGAACUUGAAGAACUUCAUCGAAGAAUCAGACUUGGGCUUUGGCGCCGUGUCCGUCACAUGCUUUGCCAUUACAAUCGUUGUUUGUGCUUAUGGGCUCGCCAAACUGCGCAAGCUUCAGCGUGUCCGCAUGUGGGGCGAAUCUGGCGUCGGCGGCGCAUCCAUGGUCUCUCUGCCUACCAGAGGUGGUGCACUAGCCAGCCAUCGGCCAAAUUGGCGCGCGGAUACCGUUGAGCCUGUUUGGGGUAGUCUUCCCGGUGAAGGACGCGUGGAGAGGAUCAAGCGUAUUAAAGACAAUGCAGCUGCAGCUGCAGCCCGAUCUGCGACCCUGAAGGCUGCUAAUGUGCCCCCAACAACGUCGUCUGGAGACGCUACCAAGCAGUCAGAAAGUUCUUAA
Aspergillus luchuensis is the source of this 1740-nucleotide messenger RNA. It is a transcript of the gene MRS2, whose product is annotated as CorA family magnesium transporter. Gene Ontology annotation, molecular function: magnesium ion transmembrane transporter activity. The record is from RefSeq and is a predicted model, not a curated record. Gene Ontology annotation, cellular component: mitochondrial inner membrane. Gene Ontology annotation, biological process: mitochondrial magnesium ion transmembrane transport. The transcript is spliced from 3 exons. NCBI's taxonomy places the organism in Eukaryota, Fungi, Ascomycota, Eurotiomycetes, Eurotiales, Aspergillaceae. The coding region runs from base 1 to 1740 and encodes 579 amino acids.